Messenger RNA from Musa acuminata AAA Group (dessert banana), 4684 nucleotides. RefSeq lists its product as uncharacterized. Bases 109 to 3492 code for a protein of 1127 amino acids. Gene Ontology annotation, molecular function: carbohydrate binding; hydrolase activity, hydrolyzing O-glycosyl compounds. NCBI's taxonomy places the organism in Eukaryota, Viridiplantae, Streptophyta, Magnoliopsida, Zingiberales, Musaceae. The record is from RefSeq and is a predicted model, not a curated record. Gene Ontology annotation, biological process: carbohydrate metabolic process. The transcript has 23 exons.
ACCGCAAUUGGUUGAGUAAGCCCACCGGCUAACUAAUUGAAUGCAGUGUGUGUGAGAGAGAGAGAGAGAGAGAAGAGGAGGAAGAAAAGAGAAGUGGAAUCAGAUCCCAUGACAUCCUAUAUAGUGGACACCAGCAUUCUUUUCGCCCGUCAGCGGGCCAUUUUAUCAUUGGCAAAUAAGAAGACUGCCGAGGGUUGCAUCGCUUCGUCUUCAUCGCGUUCCUCAACAAGGUGCGUUCCGUCCUCCCUUCUGGAUGUUUUCGCCAAGAAAUUGGAACGGGUCGGUGGAAACCGUUGCAGGUGCGGGUCGAGGAGGAGGAGCAUCGUCGAGUGCUCGAGCUCGGGCUGGAGCUGGAGCUGGAGCUGGAUCUGGAGAGGUGGGCGAUCGGAUAAGCCGACGAUGGACCAAGGAAAGGGUUCCGAGGGAUAUGGUGCGGCCGGGGCGAUGGUCUUCGAGCCGAUUCUCGAGGAGGGGGUCUUUCGGUUCGAUUGCUCCGAGACCGACAGAGCUGCGGCGUUUCCUAGCCUCUCCUUCGCGGAUCCUAAUGUCAGGGAGGCUCCGAUCGCGGUUCGUCGGGUCCCCGAGUACGUCCCCGCCUUCGAGCGUCGUCGUGGCCAGCAGAUGGUCGCGAUCCAGUUUCCUUCUGGGACAUCCUUUUAUGGAACCGGAGAAGUCAGCGGGCGGCUUGAACGGACAGGAAGUCGGAUUUUUACAUGGAAUACGGAUGCAUGGGGUUAUGGUCCAGGAACAACAUCAUUGUACCAAUCUCACCCUUGGGUUCUAGCCGUUCUUCCAGAUGGAAAGGCACUUGGUGUUCUUGCUGACACAACUCGGCGUUGCGAGAUUGAUUUAAGGAAUGCCUCUACUGUGAAGUUUGUGUCAGAUGUAGUUUAUCCCAUAAUUACAUUUGGUCCAUUUGAUUCACCCACUGAAGUCCUGAUGUCCCUUUCUCAUGCAAUUGGAACUGUUUUUAUGCCUCCGAAAUGGUCACUUGGUUAUCAUCAAUGUCGUUGGAGCUAUGAAUCUGAUGUAAAAGUUUUGGAGAUUGCUAGAACAUUUCGAGAGAAAGGCAUACCUUGUGAUGUUAUAUGGAUGGACAUUGACUACAUGGAUGGUUUCCGGUGUUUUACUUUUGACAAAGAACGCUUCUCUGAUCCUAAAUCUAUGGUGAAUGAUCUUCAUGCAAGUGGUUUCAACGCUAUCUGGAUGCUAGAUCCUGGAAUCAAAAGCGAAGAAGGCUAUUUUGUCUAUGAAAGCGGUUCUGAAAAUGAUGCCUGGAUUAAAAAGGCAAAUGGAAAGCCUUUUGUUGGGGAGGUGUGGCCUGGGCCUUGUGUUUUCCCUGAUUUCACACAACAAAGCACACGUUUGUGGUGGGCUGAGUUGGUAAAGGAUUUUAUAUCUAAUGGAGUUGAUGGGAUUUGGAAUGAUAUGAAUGAGCCUGCUGUUUUCAAAACCGUAACAAAAACAAUGCCAGAGAGCAACAUACACAGAGGAGAUGCUAAUUUUGGUGGCUGCCAAAAUCACUCUCAUUAUCACAAUGUAUAUGGCAUGCUGAUGGCAAGAUCAACUUAUGAAGGGAUGAAAAUGGCCAAUAGCAAUAAAAGGCCAUUUGUCCUUACGAGAGCUGGAUUUAUCGGAAGUCAACGUUAUGCUGCAACCUGGACAGGUGAUAACCUAUCAAACUGGGAGCACCUACAUAUGAGCCUGUCAAUGGUGCUUCAAUUGGGGCUUAGUGGCCAGCCAUUAUCAGGACCAGAUAUUGGUGGAUUCGCUGGGGAUGCUACUCCGAAACUCUUCGGUCGGUGGAUGGGACUUGCUGCACUUUUUCCGUUUUGCCGUGGACACACUGAAAAAGGCACUGCAGACCAUGAACCAUGGUCUUUUGGAGAAGAGUGUGAAGAUGUAUGCCGCCUUGCAUUGCUGAGGCGGUAUAGGCUUUUACCUCAUAUAUAUACCCUUUUCUAUAUGGCUCAUACUAAGGGUACACUGGUUGCAGCUCCCACAUUUUUUGCUGAUCCAAAAGAUCCACAAUUGAGAAAAGUUGAGAAUUCCUUUUUACUAGGGCCACUGUUAAUUUGUGCAAGCACUGUGCCUCAUCAAGGUUCGCAUGAAUGUUCCACUGUCUUACCAGAAGGAGUCUGGUUGCGUUUUGACUUUGGUGAUCCACACCCAGAUCUGCCAUCUAUGUUUUUGCAAGGUGGAUCAAUAAUUCCUGUGGGUCAUCCAUUACAACAUGUUGGUGAAGCAAACCUAACAGAUGAGCUAUCACUCUUCGUUGCUUUAGAUGAAAAUGGUAAAGCUGCAGGUGUUCUUUAUGAAGACGAUGGUGAUGGCUAUGGGUACACACAAGGGGAUUAUCUCUUGACAUAUUAUACUGCCGAAAUUGAUUCUUCAGUUCUGACAGUAAAAGUACUUAAAUCUGAAGGGUCAUGGAAGAGGCCACAGCGUGCUCUUCAUGUAAAAUUGUUGCUGGGAGGAGGUGUCAUGAUAGAUGCAUGGGGUGUUGAUGGAGAGGAACUGCACUUGAAAAUCCCUUUAAAAUCUGAAGUAUCUAAAUUGGUAGCAGCAAGUGAAAAUAAGUACAACAAACACAUGGGUAACAUCCUUUCUCUAAAAGAAAAUGCCAAGCAUAUCCCAGAUGUUGAUGAGCUUUCUGGACAGAAGGGCAUUGAGCUCUCAAAGGUGCCUGUAGAGCUGAAGAGUGGUGACUGGGAACUUAAGGUGGUGCCAUGGAUUGGUGGUCGGAUCAUAUCUAUGAUGCAUCAUCCUUCUGGUAUGCAGUGGCUGCACAGCAGAAUUGAAAUUAAUGGAUACGAAGAAUAUAGUGGUACUGAGUAUCGGUCUGCUGGAUGCUCGGAGGAAUAUAAAGUUGUCAGGAGGAAUCUUGAGCAAGCAAGAGAGGAGGAAUUACUUUGCAUGGAAGGGGAUAUUGGUGGUGGAUUAGUUUUCCAACGCCAGAUAUCCAUUUUUAAAGAGGACCCCAAGGUUUUACGAAUUGAUUCUAGCAUCAUUGCAUGCAGUGUUGGAGCUGGUUCUGGUGGAUUUUCAAGGUUGGUUUGCUUGAGGGCUCACCCAAUGUUCACCCUUUUGCACCCAACCGAAGUUCUUGUUGCAUUCGAUUCGGUUGAUGGCUUGAAGAAUGAAAUUUUCCAUGAAUCUGGAGAACUAUCAUUUGAGGGAGAUCACCGUCCUAAUGGUGAGUGGAUGCUGGUUGACAGAUGUGCAGGAGUAGCCUUAGUUAACCGUUUUGAUCUUCAUCAGGUAAAGAAAUGUCUGGUGCAUUGGGGGACUGGUACAGUCAACUUAGAGUUGUGGUCUGAGGAGAGACCAGUUUCCGUGGACACUCCUUUGAGAAUUUGCCAUGAAUAUGAGACGAUCCAUACUCUUCUUCGGUGCCGCCGCCACAGAACUCCCAAGGCACGCCGAGAGACCGCCCUUUCUUACGUCUCUCCCGUGCUGAAUGUUGCAUCAAGAGCCUUCCGAGCGCGUUGAGCUCCACCGUCACCUCCUUCAUCGUGGGCCUGUCUUCCCCUCUCAAGUUCAAGCAUCUUCUAGCGAGCUGCGCAGCCGCAUGCAGCUGCCUCUCGCCUGCCUCCUCCACCGUUCGACGGUCCACCACGCUAAGGAGCCUCUUCUCUUCCAACAACGUAACAAAACGGAAGGCCAGAUUUCUCUCUUCUUCCGGCCUCCCAGGUGAUAUGGGCUUCUCUCGCAUCAACAGCUCCAUCAGAACCACACCAAAGCUGUACACAUCGCUCUUCUCCGUCAAUAUGCUCGUCCGGAAGUACUCCGGGUCGAGGUACCCGAGGGUCCCCUGCACCAACGUCGUCAGAUGAGUCUGGUCGUAGGGGAUCAACCUUGACGCUCCAAAGUCCGACACCUUUGCCGUGUAAUCCUCGUCCAAAAGUAUGUUCGCUGACUUGACGUCCCUGUGAAUGAUAGGUUUCGCCGACGCCGAGUGCAAGUACGCAAGUGCUCCUGCCGUUUCCACGGCGAUCCUCAACCGGUUCUCCCACGACAUCGGAACCCUGGAGCCAUGGACGUGAUGCGAGAGGGUUCCGUUGGAUAUGUACUCGUACACCAGCAGCGGCACCUGUGUCUCCAAACAGCAACCCAGGAGCUUGACGACGUUCUUGUGGUUGAUCUGGGAAAGGAUGACUACCUCGUUGAUGAACUGCUCGAUUUGGCUUUGGUCGACCAGUUUGGACUUCUUGAUCGCCACCACUCUUCCGUCGGAUAGGACCCCUCUGUACACCGUACCGUAUCCCCCGUGCCCGAGGACUCGAGUCUCGUUGAAGUUCUCGGUUGCGCUCUCCAGCUCUUCCGAGCUAAAUAUCCUGGCCGUUGCCUGCCGCGACGAUAUCUGUUGCUGCAACAGCAAUCCUCCAUUCUGCAGGAAGUACUUCUGCUUCAGCUUCCUCGUCUUCCUUCUCUUCACACCCCAGUAAGCGCAGACGCCCACGAGGAGCAGCAUGACCAAGAGAGCCAGACCCAGACCUGCACCGGCAUGACCAUGAGAGAUUGAGUAGAUCUAUGGACUAACUAAUCAAUUUGAUGGCGGCAGGGAAGAGCUUGCCUAGUCCAAUCUCCAGAAGGGCAACUUUUCUGCAGCCACUGCCCUGUUUUCUACCGUCGCCGCUGGAUCCUGGUGGGCAAAUGCAAUCAAAAUCUCCUUCUUUGUUGA